Tarenaya hassleriana is the source of this 565-nucleotide messenger RNA. Its product is annotated as DNA-binding protein S1FA1-like. The record is from RefSeq and is a predicted model, not a curated record. The coding region runs from base 112 to 339 and encodes 75 amino acids. Gene Ontology annotation, biological process: regulation of DNA-templated transcription. Gene Ontology annotation, cellular component: nucleus. Lineage: Eukaryota; Viridiplantae; Streptophyta; Magnoliopsida; Brassicales; Cleomaceae. Gene Ontology annotation, molecular function: DNA binding. The transcript has 2 exons.
GGCAUUUGUCUUAAUCACGGGUUCGAAAUUAGAUCUCCGUUUUCUCGAAUCUCUCCUCUUCCCGUUUCGUACGUCGUCGGAGCUAAUCUCAUCGAUUCUCGAUCGUAAACCAUGGACGGCGACAAUUUCGCCGGCGAGGUAAAUGCCGAAGCCAAAGGGUUAAACCCGGGACUGAUUGUGUUGCUCGUUGUUGGAACUCUGCUUUCGGUUUUCCUGGUCGCGAACUACGUGCUGUACAUGUACGCGCAGAAGAACCUUCCGCCGAAGAAGAAGCCCGUCUCGAAGAAGAAGCUGAAGCGCGAGAAGCUUAAGCAGGGAGUUCCCGUCCCCGGGGAGUAAGUUCCCAUCUUUUUUUUUUCCUCCCUUCCAUCGUUUGAAGAAGCUGGUAAAAGAUAACAUGGUCGGGUCACGAAAUUCGCCCUUUUCGGGGUUUUUUUUCUCCUUUUCCCUUUCUAGUUUUGGUUGUCAUGAGAGAAUCCUUCGAGACUUUUAUGAUUUGCAGCAAGAAUUGUACGGAAACGACCCUUUCUUGGGUGCUAGACUUUAAAUGUCUCUAUUUUUGUUA